CGCGGCGGCAAGCAGCGGGGUCCGCGCCCCGACGCUCCGCGCCCCGGUGUCCGCCGCGCCGCCGCGCCCCGGGCAGGCAUGGGGCGGCCAGGCUGAGCGCCCGCCCGCCGCCGAGACCCCGGCCCCAGCCACCGAGCCCUCCCGCCACGGCGCCAGCGCGCACGGGCCAUGGCGACGGCGACGGCCCGCGCCGCGGGGCUGCGGCUGCUGCUGCUGCUGCCGCUGCUCGGCCAAGCUCCACUGGGACUCUACUUCUCCAGGGAUGCUUAUUGGGAGAAGCUGUAUGUGGGCCAGCCAUCUGGCAUGCCCCUGCUCUAUGUCCAUGCCCUGCGGGACAUCCCCGAGGAGGUGCCUAGCUUCCGCCUAGGCCAGCACCUUUACGGCAUCGCCUACCGUGCAAGGCUGCAUGAGAACGACUGGAUCCGCAUCGAGGAGGACACAGGCCUUCUCUACCUUAACCAGAGCCUGGAUCACAGCACCUGGGAGAAGCUCAGCAUCCGCAAUGGCGGCUUCCCUGUGCUCACCAUCUACGUCCAGGUCUUCCUGUCAUCUGCAUCCCUGCGUGAGGGCGAGUGCCAGUGGCCAGGCUGUGCCCGUGUGUACUUCUCCUUCAUUAACACCUCCUUCCCAGCUUGUGGUUCCCUCAAACCCCGGGAGCUCUGCUUCCCUGAGACUGGUGUCUCCUUCCGCAUUCGAGAGAACAGGCCUCCCGGCACCUUCCACCAAUUCCGUCUGCUGCCCGUGCAGUUCCUCUGCCCCAACAUCAGCGUGUCCUACAAGCUCCUAGAAGGUGAGAAUCUGCCCUUCCGUUGCGCCCCGGACAGCCUGGAGGUGAGCACGCGCUGGGCCCUGGACCGUGAGCUGCGGGAGAAGUAUGAGCUGGUGGCCGCGUGCACCGUGCGCGUCGCUGCGCGUAAAGAGGAGGUGGUGAUGGUGCCCUUCCCCGUGACCGUGUAUGACGAGGACGACUCGGCGCCCACCUCCCUCGGGGGCUUCGACACUGCCAGCGCCGUGGUGGAGUUCAAGAGGAAGGAGGGCACUGUGGUGGCCACAAUACAUGUCUUUGACGCGGACGUGGUACCAGCAUCUGGGGAGCUCCUGAGGCGAUACACAAGUACACUACUCCCUGGGGAUGCCUGGGCCCUCCAGACAUUUCGUGUGGAACACUCACCCAACGAGACCUUGGUCCAGGCCAACGGCAGCUUUGUGCGGGCAACUGUGCAUGACUACAGGCUGGUUCUCAACCGGAGCCUCCCCAUCUCGGAGAGCCGCUCCCUGCAGCUGGCCGUUCUGGUCAAUGACUCGGACUUCCAGGGUCCCGGGGAGGGCAUCCUCUUGCUCCACUUCAACGUGACGGUGCUGCCUGUCAGCCUGCACUUACCCAGCGCCUACACCUUCACUGUGAGCAGACGGGCCCGCCGCUUUGCCCAGAUUGGGAAAGUCUGUGUGGAAAACUGCCAGGAGUUCAGUGGCAUCCACGUGCAGUACAAGCUGCAGCUCUCCAGCACCAACUGCAGCGUCCUGGGGGUGGUCACGUCAACCGAGGACACCACAGGGACCCUGUAUGUGAAUGACACGGAAGCCCUGCAGCGGCUCGAUUGUUCUCAACUCCAGUACACAGUGGUGGCUGCCGACCGGCCAACCCGCAGGCAGACCCAGGCCCCGCUGGUCGUCACCGUGGAGGGGACAUAUGUGGCUGAGGAGCCAGGCUGCCCCCUGUCCUGUGCAGUCAGCAAGAGACGGCCUGAGUGUGAAGAGUGCGGCGGCCUGGGCUCUCUGACGGGCAGGUGCGAGUGGAGACAGGGAGAUGGCAAAGGGAUCACCAGAAACUUCUCCACCUGCUCCCCCAAUGUCAAGACCUGCCCUGAUGGCCACUGUGAUGCUGUAGAGAGCAGGAAUGUCAACAUCUGCCCCCAGGACUGCCUCCGGGGUGGCAGCAUCAUCGGUGGGCAUGAGCCAGGGGACCGCUGGGGGAUAAAAGCUGGCUUCGGAAUCUGCAACUGUUUUCCUGAAGAGAAGAAGUGCUUCUGCGAGCCUGAAGACAGCCAGGACCCACUGUGUGAUGAGCUCUGCCGCACGGUGAUUGCGGCGGCUGUGCUCUUCUCCUUCAUCGUCUCCAUGCUGCUCUCCACCUUCUGCAUCCACCGCUACCACAAGAAUGCCCACAAGCCGCCCAUCGCCUCCGCCGAAAUGACCUUCCGCCGGCCCGCCCAGGCCUUCCCAGUCAGCUACUCCUCAUCAGGCGCCCGCCGGCCCUCACUGGACUCCAUGGAGAACCAGGUCUCUGUGGAUGCCUUCAAGAUCCCGGAGGAUCCUAAGUGGGAAUUCCCUCGGAAGAACUUAGUUCUUGGAAAAACUCUGGGAGAAGGUGAAUUUGGAAAAGUGGUUAAGGCAACAGCUUUCCGGCUAAAAGGCAAAGCAGGAUACACGACCGUUGCCGUGAAGAUGCUGAAAGAGAAUGCUUCCCCAAGCGAGCUGCGGGAUCUGCUAUCAGAAUUCAAUCUCCUGAAGCAGGUCAACCACCCGCAUGUCAUCAAGCUGUACGGAGCCUGCAGCCAGGAUGGGCCACUCUUCCUCAUUGUGGAGUAUGCCAAGUAUGGCUCACUGCGGGGCUUCCUCCGAGAAAGCCGCAAGGCGGGUCCAGGCUAUGUGGGCAGUGGAGGCAGCCGAAGCUCCAGCUACCUGGACAACCCCGAGGAGCGGGCGCUGACCAUGGGCGACCUCAUCUCCUUCGCCUGGCAGAUCUCUCGGGGGAUGCGGUACCUGGCAGAGAUGAAGCUUGUCCAUCGGGACUUGGCCGCCAGAAACGUCCUGGUGGCUGAGGGGCGGAAGAUGAAGAUUUCAGAUUUUGGCCUCUCCCGAGAUGUUUAUGAGGAAGAUUCCUACGUGAAGAGGAGCAAGGGUCGGAUUCCAGUCAAGUGGAUGGCAAUUGAGUCUCUUUUCGAUCAUAUCUAUACCACCCAAAGUGAUGUGUGGUCCUUCGGUGUCCUGCUGUGGGAGAUUGUGACUCUGGGGGGCAACCCCUACCCUGGGAUUCCUCCAGAGCGGCUCUUCAACCUUCUGAAGACAGGCUACCGGAUGGAGAGGCCUGACAACUGCAGUGAGGAGAUGUACGGUCUAAUGCUGCAGUGUUGGAAGCAGGAACCAGACAAGAGGCCAGUGUUUGCUGACAUCAGCAAAGACUUAGAGAAGAUGAUGGUUAAGAACAGAGACUACUUGGACCUGGCGGCGUCCACCCCAUCUGACUCCCUGCUUUAUGACGAUGGCCUCUCGGAGGAGGAGACACCUCUGGUGGACUGUAAUAAUGCUCCCCUCCCUCGAACCCUUCCCUCCACGUGGAUUGAAAACAAACUCUAUGGCAUGUCAGACCCGAACUGGCCUGAAGAGAGUCCUGUACCACUCACGAGAGCUGAUGGCACUAACUCUGUGUGUCCAAGAUAUGCAAAUGAUAGUGUAUAUGCUAACUGGAUGGUUUCACCCUCAGCGGCACAAUUAAUGGACGCAUUUGAUAGUUAACAUUUCUUUGUGAAAGGUAAUGGACUCACAAGGGGAAGAAACAUGCCGAGAAUGGAAAGUC
This is a messenger RNA of Nyctereutes procyonoides (raccoon dog), 3577 nucleotides long. RefSeq names its product ret proto-oncogene (gene RET). Bases 169 to 3516 code for a protein of 1115 amino acids. The transcript has 20 exons. Gene Ontology annotation, cellular component: axon; membrane; signaling receptor complex. NCBI's taxonomy places the organism in Eukaryota, Metazoa, Chordata, Mammalia, Carnivora, Canidae. The record is from RefSeq and is a predicted model, not a curated record. Gene Ontology annotation, molecular function: transmembrane receptor protein tyrosine kinase activity; ATP binding; calcium ion binding. Gene Ontology annotation, biological process: positive regulation of kinase activity; cell surface receptor protein tyrosine kinase signaling pathway; homophilic cell-cell adhesion.